Messenger RNA from Gopherus evgoodei (Goodes thornscrub tortoise), 1781 nucleotides. RefSeq names its product guanine nucleotide-binding protein subunit alpha-14. Lineage: Eukaryota; Metazoa; Chordata; Testudines; Testudinidae. The record is from RefSeq and is a predicted model, not a curated record. Gene Ontology annotation, biological process: phospholipase C-activating dopamine receptor signaling pathway; adenylate cyclase-modulating G protein-coupled receptor signaling pathway; action potential. Gene Ontology annotation, molecular function: G-protein beta/gamma-subunit complex binding; GTPase activity; guanyl nucleotide binding. Gene Ontology annotation, cellular component: heterotrimeric G-protein complex. The transcript has 7 exons. The coding region runs from base 142 to 1206 and encodes 354 amino acids.
CGGCUGGUGCCGCGGGGAGCCGGGGCUGGCGAGAGGCGCAAGCCCGCCAGCGUUCGCAGAGGACCAGGUGCGGCCGGGAGGGUGUCGUUUCUCCUGCCCCGCUCCUUCCUCCUCGCCCGCCCGCCCGCUGCCGCGCUGACCAUGGCCGGAUGUUGCUUAUCCGCGGAGGAGAAAGAGUCGCAGCGGAUCAGCGCGGAAAUUGAGCGGCAGCUGCGCCGGGAUAAGCGGGACGCGCGCAGGGAGCUCAAGCUGCUGCUGCUGGGAACAGGAGAAAGUGGAAAGAGCACCUUUAUUAAACAGAUGAGGAUUAUUCAUGGGUCAGGUUACACAGAUGAAGAUAGGAAAAGCUUCACAAAACUGGUUUAUCAAAACAUAUUUACUGCCAUACAAACUAUGAUCAGAGCUAUGGAUACUCUAAAAAUACCAUACACAGCUAAGCAAAACAAGGAAAAUGCUCAGCUGAUCCAAGAAGUAGAGGUGGACAGAGUAACAGCGCUAGAAAGAAAACAAGUGGAAGCAAUCAAGAAGCUCUGGGCAGAUCCAGGAAUCCAAGAGUGCUAUGAUAGACGGAGAGAAUACCAGCUCUCAGACUCUGCUAAAUAUUACCUUACUGACAUUGAUCGUAUUGCCUUGCCCUCAUUUGUGCCAACUCAGCAAGAUAUUCUCAGAGUCAGAGUGCCAACUACAGGAAUUAUUGAGUAUCCUUUUGAUUUAGAAAACAUUAUCUUUAGAAUGGUGGAUGUAGGUGGCCAGAGGUCUGAAAGAAGGAAAUGGAUUCACUGUUUUGAAAGUGUUACCUCCAUCAUUUUCUUAGUUGCACUAAGUGAAUAUGACCAGGUCCUGGCUGAAUGUGACAAUGAGAAUCGAAUGGAAGAAAGCAAGGCCUUAUUUAAAACUAUCAUCACAUACCCAUGGUUUCUGAACUCUUCAGUCAUUCUGUUCUUAAACAAAAAAGAUCUUCUAGAAGAGAAAAUCAUGUACUCCCAUCUAAUCAGCUAUUUCCCAGAAUACACAGGACCUAAACAAGAUGUGAAAGCUGCCAGAGAAUUCAUUUUGAAGCUGUAUCAGGACCAGAAUCCAGACAAAGAGAAAGUAAUCUAUUCACACUUCACUUGUGCCACAGAUACAGAGAAUAUCCGCUUUGUCUUUGCUGCUGUCAAAGACACUAUCCUACAGCUAAACCUGAGGGAGUUCAACCUGGUGUAAAGGAGAAACCCUGCUUUGAUCCAUCUACUCACCCAGUAUAGACUAAUUAAAACAUUGGUAGUGUAUUCUAAAAAAAUUCCACAAAAGAUGGAAUGACACAGAUACAAACAGAGGAGUUCUUUGAAACAAUUUACUUACAGAAACACAGAUGGUUCCCGUACAUUUGCUGAUCUUGAAAUAUUUACUGAAGAGAAGUGGAUUAAUAGAACUUUAAGGAAGAACUUACAAUGUUUACAAUUUUUUAAACUAUACAUUUUAAAUAUUGUUUUUAUAUUUCCUUUCUUAAUUUUGGCUGUGAGAUUUUGUGAUAACUGUGGUUCAAAGGUAUUUAAGAAAAAAUAUUUUAUAGAACUAUAUAUAAAUCCAUUGCCAUUCAUCUGUUUUCUUAGGGUUUUUUAUUGCAUUUCGUAAUCAUGAAAAUUAUAGUAGGAAAUUUUAACCUGAGAUGCCUUAGAAAUGAUAGUGAUGCUGUUUUAGAAUGCUAGAUAUUGUAAGAUUUAUCAUUUAAGUUAGAAUGAACUAUUAGUAUUUUAAUGAAUUUGGGGCCAUAUAUUAAAUUUAAUCAUUUAGAUUUU